Molecule: messenger RNA, 2901 nt
Organism: Rhipicephalus microplus (southern cattle tick)
Lineage: Eukaryota; Metazoa; Arthropoda; Arachnida; Ixodida; Ixodidae
Product: kinesin-like protein KIF21A
Biological process (GO): microtubule-based movement; spindle elongation; mitotic spindle organization
Cellular component (GO): microtubule associated complex
Molecular function (GO): ATP binding; microtubule binding; microtubule motor activity
Source: RefSeq, a predicted model, not a curated record
AUGGCAGGCAAGGUGGAGGCGUUUACUUUUGACCAUGUUUUCGACUGCCCCUCUGAGCAAGAGACAUUUUACAACUAUGUCCACCAUCUCAUCGAUAGAUGUUUUGAAGGAUACAAUGCCGCCGUGCUUACUUAUGGCCAAACUGGACACGAGAAAACUUACAUGACGAGCACGGGCUGUGAUCUGCGCGUUCAUUCUCACGAGCAGGGAAUUAUACCGCAAUCUGUGCGUCACCUCUUCGAUGGCAUAGCGGCUCGCCAGCAAAAGGCCCGAGACCAAGGGAAACCACACCCCGAGUUCGAGAUCAAUGUACAGUUUAUGGAACUUUGUAAUGAAGAGAUCUUCGACCUAUUGAGCCCUGGCAAGCACUCUCAUGAACCAGGAAGGAAAUCUGUGAAAGUUCACGAAGACUCUAAGGAAGCGAUCUACAGUAUAGGGGUUACAGCAAAAACUGUACAGAAUGCACAACAGGUGAUGAAGUUCUUUGACUCAGGGACUCUCUCGCGGAAGACUGCCAGCACCCAGAUGAAUGUGCUGCCAUCCAGUUCCCAUACCGUCUUUACAUUAAACAUGCAGCAGCAACGGGUGGUCAAGCUAUACUUGAAACAUGGUCUUUCAAAGGAGCAGGAAGAGGACUACCCCCUUUCUAAGGUCAACAAGGAAAGUUCAUCAAUGAAUGUACUUGAAACACUGAACGCCAAAUUCCAUUUCGUCGAUCUGGCUGCCUCAGAACAGCUUAAGUGCGCCAGUGCCUAUCAGAACCAGCCUAAGCAAAACAUCUUCAUAAACUGUGGGCUCCUUGAUCUCGCAAACUUCAUAUCCGCCUUAGGUGUUGCGUCAAAGGGGCUGCACGUCCCAUACAGUGACUCCAAGUUCACCAAGAUACUACAGGAGUACUUAGGAGGCAACAGCCGUACCCUAAUGAUCACCUGCAUUUUUCCUUGUGAUCUAGACUUCCUGGAAAGGCUGAACAGCCUGAUAUAUGUGAAUCAGGUGAAGAACAUCAAGAAUCAGAUCAUGGUGAACGAAGAGAAAUCGAAUGAUACCAUCGCAGCCCUCCGAAGGGAGAUCCAGGAGCUGAAAAGGGAGCUGAAAGAGUGCAAGCAGGGCAGACCCUCUGUCGGGAAGAACGCCACGCUCCAGUCGGAGAACAAACUCUUGCGCACUCGUAUGAAGGUCCUCCAAGAAACCGUAGAUAUCCUCACAGUCAAGAACACGGAGCUCCUGGCUGAACAAGCAACUGAGGAGUGGUUUGGCGGUGGUGACUCUGACACCGGCGAAGGAGUCAAGAACCUCAUCCAGGGAUACCUGAAGGAGUUUGAAGAGUUAAGAACCAAGCUCAUAGAAUCUGCGGAGGUGGGUGUCCAGCUUCGAAGGCAGCUCCAGAGGUACCAGGCACGCACCUGCAUGGGUCCUAAUUCGACAGUGACAGUGACUGGAAUGUACAACAUGAGCUGCAGUGCCGAGGACACUAGUGUAGAAAACAUACAUGCCGAGGCAAAGCAUGACGUUGAGAACCUGAAGCGUCAGACUAAACACUUGUCAUCCAAAGGGAACAAAGAGGAUGAGCGCAGUGACAAAAUAUCAGACGUAGACGAAGACACCACUCUGAACAGUGAGAACGAAAGCUCAGACUCCGAAGCUGAGGAACUGGAGGAAGACAAAACUAUUGACAAGGACCUGGCCACACUCACUAUCGAAAUCUCCUUGAAGCAGAAGAUGAUAGGUGAACUCGAGAAGUGUCAGCGCAGGCUACAAUCUAUGCGCAUGUGGUAUGAAAGCAAACUGAUGCAGCUGCAGCAGAAGAUACGAGAGACAGAGAUGGAAAAUGAUCGAACUAUCUCAAACAUGAGCUCUGCUGGUGCAUCCAAGGAUACAGGCAAAAAAGAGCAAAAGAUCAAGACAGACAUUGAGUGUAAGUUGAACGACCUUCAAGGCCAGCUCAAGAAGAUGCAGUCGGCCGAACAUGAGCAUGCCAAGCUUAUGAAAAACCAGAGCGAGUAUGAGCUACAGGUCCGCAAGCUCAAAGAAGAAGUGGCGAAAAUGGAAAAAAACAAGGUAGCGUUGGCGAGAAAGAUGAAAAGGGAAAGCAGACGAAAUCGUGAGGCUGAAAAACAGGGAAACCAGCAGACAGCGCAGAUGCUCAAGGAGAGCCGUCAGCAGGGGAACCGCACCAGUUCCCUUGGGGUCCCGAACCACAACAAGGAAACGGUCCUGAAGCGGUUCCCUGAGGAUAUGGCCGCCCUGCGCAAACAGGCACCAUCCUUGUCCGAGCGCAUUGUUGGGCCUGUUCCCCAACAGAAUCCAGCUGUAUCAAAUGGCCAGUUCUGUCCAAAAGUGGCCAACCAUAACUGGCAAAAUCUUGAAAAAAACAUCGAAAAACUGGUCUUGACCAAGCAAAGUGUCUACACCUUGCAGAAAGUGAAGCGAUCAUUGUUGGAACGGGAGAGACUCACGCGCUACCUGGAAAGAUUGAUGCGGGAGGAAGAAAGUCUGCUUCAAGCUGGGAAGGACAUCCGGGACUUGGACGACGAGAUAGAUAGCGUGAGGGCGAAUCUAGACUACCUGAACGACAACAUUCGGGAAUGCCAGGCUCUCAUCCUCCAAGUGGAGGACACCAAAGACGACACAGACUGCCUGGAACUGCGUGCUGUUUUGGAAGGCAUAGUGGAACCACAGGGCCGGUACCUGCUCGACAAGCUGCUGCACAUGGCGAUAAACCAGAGUCAUCAGGCAGCACAGAGCAAAAGUCAGGUCCAGGAGCUGGAAGCCAGACUGGAACAGGUAGAGGCUAGCAACGCAAUGAACCAGAACCUGCUGCAGCACACCAUGGACAAGAUGCAACUAGAACCCUUGGCACCACCUAGCUGGUCGGAGGGGCCAGAAGGCGCGCCCAGCUAA